AUGGAUGUUAAGACCAUCAACUGUCGCAUUUGUUUACGGCAUGACAUAACAGAUUCAAACAAAUGCCUUUCCCUAUUCGAGACAUAUAAUGGUUGUUCAAUUUCAGAAAAAAUAAGUUUAAUAACAAACAUCAAUAUAAAACAGGGAGAUAAACUUCCAGACAAAAUUUGCCCAAUCUGUUUACUACAGCUCGAAAAUGCUAUUACAUUCAAGCAAAAAUGUGAAACUUCUGAUGAAAUACUGAAGAAUGAAUUGCUCUUACAAAUAAACCAGAAGUCUGGCGUUAUAGAAUUAACUGAAGAAGUGCCUGUGAAGGCAGAAUUAAUAGAAGAAGAAAGUAGUUUCAAACAAGAUGACAAUGGAACGGUAUAUUCUGAAAAUGAAAAUGCUACAGAACUCUUGGAAGAUGAUACAGAAAAGGAAGAAGAUACAUCUCAAACACUAAUAAAAAAGAGUAGAGCUAUAGACUUAAAAUUGAUUUGUGAUGACUGCGGUGAAAGUUUUAAGAGCAAAUGUAAGUUACGUGUGCACUGGAAAAAAAUCCACCAGCCUGAGAAACUAAUUUGCCAUGAUUGUAAGAGAGUUUUUAAAUCUUUUAAAUCAUUCAAUUUACACAAAAAAAGAAGUAGCAGAAACUGUUAUGCUGCUUCGAAAGUACGCAUUGAGGGUCAAGGAAAAGCGAGAGUAUUCCAUUGUAAAGAAUGUGAUUAUAAAUCCAGAAGAAUUAAAGACAUAGAUAUGCAUUUAGCUACACACUCUGGCGAAAGGAGGUUUCAAUGUAAAGAUUGUUUAAAAUGUUUCACACAACAUGCUUCUCUUCAAGCUCACAGAGAAUCCACUCAUAAAGAUUACAGAAUUGAAACAACAUGUAACUUCUGUGGUAAACACUUACAGGGACGCACAAAAUACUACAGACACAUGAAGUCUCACAAUGAAGAAAGCGUGCAAUGCAAAGUUUGCAAUAAAAGGUUAAAAAGUAAAAGAUACUUAGCCACGCAUAUGCUGCGUCAUAGCGGUGUCAAGUCAUACUCCUGUGAAAUUUGUGCGGCUUCAUUUUUUACAUACUGUGAGGUAUACAAUCAUAGGAAAAAGGUUCAUAUGAAAUCUAGAAGUAUAAAAUGUGAUAUCUGUGAUUAUAAAAUGUGUACCGUUACUGCACUUAGAAAACAUAGAUCUAAGCACACUGGCACAAAUGUCAUUUGUCUUGUAUGUGGACAGUUUAGUGAGAAUGAUGAAAAGUUAGCCAUACAUCAAAAACGUCAUUUUGAGCGUAACAUCCAGUGUCCACAAUGUGACAAAAUGUUUCACAAUAAGCGUUCCCUCAGUAAACAUAUGUGCAAAAAUCACCGUUGUACUAUGCUUGUUGAGAAACGAGAUGAGAAAUUAGAUGAAAUAAAAUUUAAUUGUCCAAAAAUUAAGCAAGAAAGUUCUGCCAAUGAUAAUGAUGAGAUAGUUAUAUUAUUGUCUCCACCAACUAUAAUUCUCAAUUGA
Molecule: messenger RNA, 1491 nt
Organism: Arctia plantaginis
Lineage: Eukaryota; Metazoa; Arthropoda; Insecta; Lepidoptera; Erebidae
Source: the annotation of a GenBank genome assembly